Molecule: messenger RNA, 5003 nt
Organism: Actinia tenebrosa (Australian red waratah sea anemone)
Lineage: Eukaryota; Metazoa; Cnidaria; Anthozoa; Actiniaria; Actiniidae
Source: RefSeq, a predicted model, not a curated record
ACUCAAUGGGAAUUUUGUAGUGAAAAUCAUUCGAAAAGGGUUGGUAAGCUUGAGCAAAGUUUACAGUGAUAGCAAGACAUUUGAAGAUGAAUCCCUGAAACUUGUUGAGCUGUGUUGCUCGCAGUUUCAUUGUGUGCAAAGAGGAAAUGAAAAAGAACGGCUGGUCGCAAGUCCUGCAGCUAUCAUUAACUGGACAAUGAAGCUAUGUGAUGAACUGGUGGCAAACCAAAGUUCAAGUUCUCAGUCAAUUGUGUCAAUGUCCAGCAGUGUGUCCAAGAUAAAAGAUUUGUAUGAAAGCAUAAUUGUUAAUGGAAUUAUAAAGGAGGAAUGUAAAUUGCCUCGGCAUGCGUGUGUGGUAUGGUUUAAUAUAGAAAUAUUCACGUUUGAGGGAAUCAACAGAGUACUGAAGCCAAAAAUUCAUUCCGAGGGAUUUGAAGAUGUGAUCGAGCAAACAGCAGCAAUAGUAAGGAGAGAUCCCGAAAAUAAACAUUUCAUUUGUGCCACCGUGCUUUCAAAAUGGUUAAAGUUGUUAGAAAUUUCUUCUGUGACCAACUGGUUUGCUGCUCAAGUGGCCAAACAUGACUUAGUCGUACACUUGGAAAGUUCGAAGGAAGGGAUAAGUAUUUCUGGCAACAUAAACGACACCUCGCUUAUUUGUCAAGUCUUUGAUGCCAUUAAAUCCCUUAUGGGCUCAGAUGACAAGUACGAAUGUUUUUGCGAGAAGGAAAGAUUGAUAAUCUUGUUUAAUUUUCCUGAAGUAUUCCGACUUCUCCCUAAGGCUUGUAUCAAGCUCAUUCAAUCAACUAGAGACGUUUGCACCAAAGUCAUUGAGGAUAUAUUCUCUAUACUAGCAAACAACCUAACCAAAAACGCCGCCACCAAAGGUUCAUAUCCAUAUCAUUUUGAUGAUUUUGGUGUUUGGAUUGAAGAGAGGGCUGAAAACUUUAUGCUCAUAGAUGAACAUACGGGUGCAUUGGAUCACAAGAAGCUAAGUCUCAAUGCGAUAACUCAAGCGCUGCUUACUAUUCCAGAUAAGCAACAAGUGUUGAAGAUUCUUCAAAUAUGGAAGCAAACCUUUCCUGAUGACAAAUCGCAUCGUGUACUGUCAGAGUUGUUUGUUCUGGUCAUUGAAGUAAUAGAGUUGAAGAGAGAAAGCAUAGUCAUUGAUAUGGAGAACCUUGUCAUUUUUUUGACAGAAUGUCGUACUCAGCUUAUACAUACAUUACCUCUCUGUCGGACAUUGCUGCCAAGUCUUAUGAAUGCUUUGCCCAAUUCCUGGUAUCAUCCAGAAAAUAUCAACGUUAUGAAAAUACAUUUUGACAAAAUGACAUUUGUGGGCAGUUACUCAUAUCAUAGUGUAUCUAACGUCGAUUCUUUUCUUACGUUACUGAAAAGUAAACCAGUGCCUGAGAAAGUCAAGACAAACAUUCUUCAACUUGGCAUGGAUCUGCUUGGAGAAGUAAACUAUGCAAAUGGGUACAGUGAAUCUAUUUCCCCACUGACUUUGUCACUUCUUUCGCUAAGAGAUAACGCGAUGGUCAGGCGGUAUGCGCUAGAACUGCUCAAGAUUGUGGAAGAACGUGGUUCUGCUCUUGAUAAUUUCUAUCCAAUAAUGAAUAUCAUAAAUGCUAUCGGGAAGUCUUGUCUCAUCGAAAGAAAGCAAGAGAUGCUUGAAGAGUUUGCACGUCUUUUAAAAGGAACAAGAGAGGGAAAUGAAACUGCUAUGCUCAGCGCCUGCCGUGAGUUUCUCAAAUUCUCCGUAAAUGAAAAAAAUACAAAGAGAUUUUUUGUUUUGGCAGCUACGGGAUCUCAUAAUUCCUAUCAAUUUAUCGUGACCUGCUUGAAUUACAACCAGGAAAUACUUAAAGGUCACACGAGAGUGAACUGUCAUGUCAACUUCCUAUUGAAAAUCAUUACUGAAAAACUUACCUCGCAUGCAGGCCAUUUAGAGUUACUGACGAAAGUAUGUGACAAGUGUAUUUUGAGGUAUGACAGAGGAAAGUUUAAUUUUCCCACUAUUGAAAUUUUCGAGACGAUGGUUGCUACAGUUUCUCACGACAUUGCGGUUAGUGAAUUUGACGUGGAUCUGAAUGAAGCAACUUUGAGAGUGACAAUUGCGGCAGUGGACACGCACCGACAAGAUCCUCCGAUCGAUUUUCACUCGUUCUAUGUAGACUUGAAUCGUGCUUUCCGUGAAUCAAAACACUUCAAGCAACAGAGUCUCAGAUAUGUCACCAUGGAAGUACUUUGCUUAAUAGCCAAGCUUCCUUUUACUUUGAAGCGAAUAAAAUGUUUGAUACAAAGAUUCAUGGCAAUCUUUGAUCAGGACAUCACCCACGAUCAAGAAGUUCUCAACGUCCUUUUCAAAUUACUUCAAAUGAACAGCAAUGGUCUACUCUCUUCACUAGAUGACAAUGACGUUUAUUUAACGUUUGAAAAGGUGCUAGUUCCAACUAAUAUCAGCAGUUCUAAUGCAUCUGUAAGGUGUAGUGAUUAUCUCAUUUUGGACCAUUAUAAAGCGAUAAUAGCUUUUGAACAAACCUUGUCAUCGUUGGGACUGUCAAGCGAAAGUAACCAUUACAUGGCCCAAAAGAAAGAAAAAAACCAGGAUUCUCAAUAUUCAUCGUUUACUUCUGAGUUUGUUGAGGCCAUCACAAAAAGGGUUUGGGAGACAAAUCUAAAAGAGAAAGACGAGGAUUUCAAGCAGAUGAUGCUUCCUGUCCCACCCAUUUUGACCCCUUUGAUUGGCAGAUGCUUAAAAGAAUGUUAUAAAUCUGGCUUCAAUGAUCAACCCAGUGUCAAAACUCUCACAGAGGAGGUCCUAGAGAAUGCUGGAAGCUGGAGAAAACUUGAGAUUGAAAUUGAUGCCAUAGGACAAAUAUUAUCAAAGCUUUCACCCGAUGAAAAGCUGGGCCCUUUACUUGUUGAACAUAUGAGACAAUGCUACAUACUUGGUAUUGGCGAAAAGCCGAGUUCAAAGACCGUUAUUUUGUCUAUUCUUAAAGGUUUUGAGCCGUGGAAAAAACUCAAGAAUGAAAUAAUGUACAUAGAGAAAGAAGUUAUCAAUGUUUCCCCUGAUUUGGUUCCAUAUACUAGCACGUGUGCAGAAGAAUGCCGUAAUAGCGUUGACGUUGGUGAAGAGCCAAAUGUAAAAUCUCUUACUCUCCAGAUUCUUAAAAGCUUUGAGUUUCAUAAAAGAUUGGAGAUUGAAAUAGAGAAAAUGGAAAAAGAAUUAUCACCUGAUGUACCAGAGAUUGUUCCUUCGAUUGCUGAGUGCAUGAGACAGUGCUAUAUAGCUGGGCUAAAUGAGGAACCUAAAAUAAAACCAGUUAUUCUUCAGAUGUUUGAAGUUAUUGAUCAGUGGAAGGAGCUCUAUGCCAAAAUAUCAGGUUGUUCAGAGUUAGCCUUCUUAGUCAUGGCAUGCAUCAGGCAUUGGUAUGUUCUUGGUCUGAACGAAGAGGGAAAGAGAACUCGGGAUUUCAUUGUGCAGAUUAUUGAAGCUAUCGAGCUGUUCACUUGGAAUGACGAUGAGAUGAACAAAGUAAAUAAAAGUUGUCUCAACAUCCCAAAACAAUUGUAUUUGAUAUUCAAGGAAGCCAAACACAACGAAGAAGCCAAGAAAGGGAUAGUUAAGGCAUUUGACGUUGUUAGAAAACUAGAUCCGUCAGUUCAUGCGGAAGAUAAGAGCAGGGAAUCCCUAAUUCAACUUGACUUUUAUUUGCUUCUGAAGGAGUCUUCUGUCACAGCAACUGAUGUAUGUUCUGCUAUGCUCAUCCGCAAAGGCCUCGAUGACAGUUAUCUGCUUGAUUUCUCAACAAAUUUGUUGGAGAAUGAGUAUGAUAUUUUUGAUCCAGUUGAGGGAUACAUGGACUUGGAAAUAUUCGUCUUUGGUCAUGCUUGCGCCAGCGAACCAAGAGAGAAGGAAAAAUCCGAAUUUCCGUCACCUGGAUAUGUGGCGUAUCUGGUAUUAAACCAACUAAGAAGAUUAGGAGUUCCUGAUAGUGAUCUACGAGAAACGACACAAAACGUUUGUAAUAAGCUUUUAUGUUAUGCGUUCCGAGAUCACGGCGAUAGGUCAGCGUAUAGUAUUUACGGCGGCAGUGCUGAUGAUAAACUGAGAUUUUCGUUCAACCUUAUGAAUGAAUCAUCGUAUCUUGCCGAGUUUGAAUACUGGUUAAGCAGUCAGAAACCGCAUCACUUUGUCGCAGAAUAUGACGAUGUUAUCAUUAAAGCUGUUUCAUGGAAAAAAGGACGCAAAAGCUGCGAGGAGGCAAUACGUAUGAACGAGGAAGUUUACAGAACACUUUCAAAGCUACACAAAUUAUCUUUCGAAGGUAAUUAUGGAUUAUUUGGUGUCACAUCUGAGCCUAAAGAGAUAAUGGGACGUGUCUUAAAGACAACCGAACAAGAAGAUAUUGCAUUCCACCUGUUCCAUCUCUUGUGCAAAAGCGCAACUGCCACGGAAACCUGUCUGGACAUAAUACCCUCAUGGAACGAGCAGGAAAGCCUGUCCUUAGUAGAAAGACUUACACAUUUGUACGACGAGAGAGGCGAGAAGAUGGCACAAAGGGAUUUAGACAAAGAACUAGAAGUUGGAUUAAAAAUCCUGCCAUUUGCUGCAAGAAAAUUUCCAAACUCUGCCUCUAAGACCAUCAGUUUUCUCGAGAACAUUAUUGAACACAACUGUGGGCACGAGGACAACAUGAGUCUAAAACAACUUCCAUUAUGGUACAUGGAGAUGACAAAAGCUGGAUAUGAUCCACAGGCAAUAGAGUCGUGGUGCACGAGCUUAGUUCAUACACAGGACCUCUCUUCGCGGGAUGUUGAUGCUAUAACAAACAUGACUCCAGAAAAUAUUAAGCUUCUCAAUAAGGAAUCAGAUGUAGUUGGAAAGUGCUUGUUUUCAGUGGAGACCACUAAGACUAAAGAGUAUUUUAAACAUCGCUUGAUCCUUGAUUGCAAGACUCCUAAAUGAACUUGCUUCGAUUGCAAAUGAGCUGAAA